AUGGAAGAUACUCCUGAUCUCACUUACCCCGACGGAGGGAGUAGUUCAAGUCAACAGCUCACAACUCUACAGGAACUGAACAUCGGUAACUUAAGAAAACAACUGCUUUCUCAAUGUGAUUUCAGUGUGGCCGAUAUCGAAAGUUGGAAAUCCAUGGGCUUGUCAGUGAAAGAUCUAAAACAUUUAGAACUGGACGACCUUCUUAAGAGUCCAGUGCUAACACCGUCAUAUCAGGUAACCAAGUUCCAAUGGCUGCAGACCCAAUUAGAAGCUUCGGCGUUAGACAAAACACACAGUCUCUCUGCACAUAAUUCUCUGGUAGACACUGUCACCAUUACGAAUCAGAACUUUCUAAAAGUAAGCGAAGAGAGCGAGAAGUCGUUUGUCACUGAAAAUUCGGAACUGUCAGCGGUAAAGCUCGAAGAAAUGUUAGGCACUAUCAAAUUGUCUGAUGUCAACAAUAUACAGCAAUGCCUGACGCAGUUCAACUUGACCGAACGGCCGGAAUCAGAAACAUCUGUUCCGGCUAUCUCUCCAGUUUCCAGCCAUCUCAGUUUUGCUGACACAUCCCCAGAAAAAUGCGCAAUAGCAAAUUCACACCCAGCUUCAAUUUUAAAUCAUCUCAGCACAGACUUGUCAGAAGAAUUGUCCGAUAAUGGCUGUGCGUCGUUGUUUACCGAUGAUGUAUUGAAACAAGAUCCCCUAAUGAUGGACAAGGCCUUUUCAACUGAUAACAUUCCCAGAACCGGUCAAUCAGAAAGUUCAAGGCGAAAAAGUAAUCAGGAAAAUAUGAAACCUAAGUUGAGCGACGGAGGCAAAAGAGAUUAUAAACAUCCACUCAAUCGUUAUGAAGAAUCGAAAAAUGUUAGCAGCGUUCCUCGUGCCCACGAGAAAGCCAACGAUAUAAAAACGCCAAGAUCAGAACAAACGUUAGAAUAUAACGCAGGAGAGAAAAAAGUAUGCGAUCACGUUGUUUUAAAUCUACCUCCGACGAAGGCAACAGACAGAACGGAUUGUACGCGAAAAGAAAUAGUGCAUUCAAACAAAAACGAAGAAUCCGUUGUAAAGAGCGUCAUCAUUAGCUUUUCGCAAGAGAAGGUGAAGGUUAUCACUGGCCUUGUGAAGGAAGACGUCCGCCAGCCAAUGAAAGACCUUGUGCAAGUUACGACGGGUUUAGGAACGAAAGAAAUAAAUACACUGGAGCAAGAGAAAGGAUGGAGGGAAUAUCCUCCGAUAAAUCUAAGUAUCGAUCCCCUUGUAUCAAGGGAAUUAGAUGCCCUUGCCUCGUUCCGAGAUGAUAUUGAUGACGCAAGAACUCCAGCAAACUUCACACAAAAUAAUGGCGAAGAAAUUAUAAGAAAUGAAGAAAGCUGUGCAGCUGGAAUUAAAACGAUUUUACCACCGGAAAAAGCGGUAUUACAUUCUGAGCAGGAAAAGAAUGCGGAAGGCAAGAAUGAAACGAAGACUGGUGAUGAUUGUUAUUCAAGUGGAAAACUAAACAUAGGUGGUCAUCAUCAAAAUAACAUUGACGAUUUGAGCGGAGUAGCUCAAGACCGUUUCAUGCAAAAUGAAACAUCCCAGAAAAUAGAAGUAGAAAAUGAUAAUAACUUAACAGAAAUCAGUCCGCAGCAUAAAAUAUGUGAUAAUACGACAAUAACUGAUGUCGUGGAGGAGGCAAAAUAUAAGAAUAGCAGCUUCAUUUAUACAAAUGGAAUAAAUGAAAGUGCAGACACAGAUAUGAAUGAAACAGAUGUCGUUACAAAUUAUAGUGAAGAGAGCAGAGAUCUUUACGAAGAAAAACUGAAAGAAGAUUCCAUAAACGAGACAACAAAAAUGGAAGUAACUGGGGUUAUUGAUAAAAAAGACACUAGUACUUUUGAACAGAAUGAUAGCGAAACUCAUUUUUUUUCUGAGAAUGUACAAAGUUAUGUUAAUUGCCAAAAUGAAAAUAUGUCUUCGGUAAAUCAUUUCAGUGACGAGAAGAAUGUGCAACUGAAUGCAGAAAUUAAGCAGGUCGUCAAUGAUUCGGAAAAUAGCGAUUCAUUUUAUUAUCCAGAUAAGAUUAGCAAUGACCACAAUGAAUGCGUGGAUGACCUCAGGCAAGAUACAAUAAAAAUGGUAUCUUUAAUUAAUGAAAACGGCGAAUACAGAUAUGCAAAUGGAGUUGCUGAUAUAAACGCAAGGGAGAUAACUGAGACGAAAUACGAAAAACGAAAUCACGAAAAGGAUUCCGACACUGAACCAACCGAAGUUUUCGAAGAAAACGCUAAACAACUGUCUGAACCUGUUGAAGAUAUUGAUGGUCGAAUCUUCGUGGUCAAAAUGGCAGUCGCUACAUGCAAAACUGAAGGCGCUGCUACUAAAUGUCAACUUCAAACUUUAGAAACAAACAAGGAAUUAAAGCUUACAGAAUCUCCUAAACCAUUUCAUUUGACCGCUUCGACAAGUUCUAUAUUAACGGUUAAUAACCACAACAUACAACCAAGUGGCAGUCUUUGUAUUACGUACGAAAUUCAAAAAGAUUUUCCUGAGACAGAACAGUCGAUCAUUUCCCAGGAGAAAGUAGAUGUCAUCACCUCUAAGUUCUCGCCUGCAGAUAACUCUGGUUCUGACACUAAAAACACGUUUAUAGAAUCACCUUCACCGAUAGACGAGACUAGAAUUCUAGAAUAUCAUGAGGCACCUCAGUCCAUUGAUUUUCUAAAGUCAACGACGGUAAGUUCGAACGACACUGCUGAUUGUAGUCCUGCGCCAAUUAAUUCUUCACUUCCCGAUUUAAACCAAACCAAUGUUGGAAACCAGCAAGCGAAAGUCAGUGAUGUUGCUGACGAAACAGUCGUUAAAACGGAUCCCAUUUCGGACCUCGAAUCAAUUUCUGCAGUGCAGAGCAAUACGCAAAAUGUUGAAACUGAAAAACAAACUCAAGAGGCCAUUUGUUUAAAAACAAGCCCGGAUAUAAUCAAUUUAUUAAUUACUUGCCCCCAAUUGAUAACUGAUGAGCCUGAAACAGUCGAACCAAUCAGUACUUUAAUAAAAAACGAUCUCGACGCUAAUGUAUGCAAAACGAAAGAAAACCUCUUUGAAACACAGCACGAGGAUGCGAUUUCUGGUUUGAAGAAAGAUGACCCGUCAUGCCUAGCGCUAAAAGAAACAGAUGAAGAAAAAUACCGACCGAUAAAUCGGAGCGAUUGUAACUCCGAACAGGAAAGCAUGACUGGGAUUACACCUGACGUUGCUUCCGCCGAAAAGGAAAUAAACGCAGAAGUUCAGGUCGGAAUGUCUGUGUCUCCUGUUCGCAUUCCUGAAAUAUCAGCGUGUGCAGAAGUCAGGGUCAGCCAGAAGAAUGAAACACAAAAUGUUGAACCAGUCACCAAGUCUGUCACAAGCAAAGUCGAAAUCACGACUAGUCACAUGAUUCGCCAACCCCAAGAGGAUUUACUGAAUGGUAAGCCAAAUGAAAAGAGUGCCAGACGUUUUGAACAGGAAGAUGCUUGCCAAAGAUUAUGGGAAAGCAGUGACAACAGCGUGAAGAUUUGUCAUUUCUCUCAAAGCCAGAAGCCACCGUCACCGUCGACGGUUAUCAAAGAGAUCCUCAGAACUGAGUCGUCCCAAAUCUUCCGAACAGAAAAUGAACGAAAGAUAUUUGCUAAAAGUGUCGAAUUCAGCAAAAGUUUGCAAAAGGAGUCAACGAGAUUCAAAGUGACCAAGAAUAUUUAUCAAGUCCAACAACGUAAGUCGAGCUAUGGACAAAUGAAAAUGAUAGAGAAGGGACUCAAAAACAUCCCUGCAAGAAAAUACCGCGCCAGAGAGACUAGUUUUGAGAAGGAUGCAAAAAUAGCGCAUAAAAUUCAACAAAUGACUUCUGUUCCUGAUGUCAGCAAAACCACUUCACAAAGAAAACAAACUGAUGUACAGAACAGUAAAAAAAUCGCUAAGUCCAUAAUAAAGAACGUUAAUAUUUUGGAGCCGAUGAAAUCGCAAAAAAGUAAGGAAGUUUCCGAGAGAAACUCAAAUCCAAAGAAUAGUUUUAAAAAAUCUAUUUCAUUAAACUUGAAGAAUGAGAAAACAAUCACCGUUCCAACCGAAGUUUUUGGCAGCCAAAGUUCUGGGGAUACUAUUUACCAAGAAAGAAUUCUCUCAGGAAACUACUAUGAGUCAGAAAAAUCCGAUGGCAAAGGUGAUACUUGUGAUAAAUUUUCUGCCGAGGACAAUAUACAUUACAGCUCAAAAGAUGAUGGCAUGAUCAGUCAUAGAAACAGUAAAACUGCUAAACAGAGCUCCGUUCAAUGUAUCUCGAUGACCGAAUGUGAAAAUAAAGGAAAACUUUGUGAUUUAUCUGUUCAUAAUAAGAACGUUAAAAAAACAAAAUAUUUGCAAGCAAGGUUGUUAGAAUCAUGCCAGGGAACUCUGUCACCUGUAUGGAUAUCGUCUCGGGAAAUGUCACCUCAGACUACCCCAAUAGCUAAUAGGGUCACACGGUCUCUCACAUUUGAUUCGAAUUCUCCAAAUUCGCUUCCCAAAGUAGAGAAAACAAUUCAACAUAGUCACUCUUGCUCCUUACAGAAAUUAUGCUCAAAAGAAUUCCGCAUUCCUUCCAGCUCAGGAUUCCACCCACAAUGCAAUUCUCCCGAAUUCGACAUGGAACUUGUCUCCUCUGAGCAAAGAGAGAAUUGUUCUCACGUGACCACUAAAAAAAUCACCGAGGAAGAAAACUUGCUCUCGUGCAUGCGCGACCCCUCUGAUUCCUCCUCGUCGACACUGGCCGAACGUAACCAAGACGGAAGGUACACACCUUUCUCUCUGGGGAAUCAGGUGACCACUUCGUCGAGCGACUUAACUGUGUUUCCGAUUUCAUGUACGGAGAUACGUAACGAAAAGGGCAAAAUGUACACAUACCCAAAUCUAAACGACUACAAAACGAAUAGAAGCUUUCCAGACCAGGGGCACUUUUUGCGGACGCUCUGCAACCGCUUCAGGGAUAAUGUAUCUCCUGAUGAUUCGGCUCAGGGCCCCAAAAGCAAAAAGGCUACUUACUUGACUGAAUCAAUAUUUGAUAAUUUGAGCCGAAAGAAACGUCAUGAUCUUUAUGAACAGUCGGCUCCAUUGCCGCCGCCUCCUUCUCCUCCUUCUCCUCCAAAGGGUUUAUUCCAGCGUCCCUGCAACAACCUAGAAUCAGACCUGCCACCGAUACCAAAGACAUUUGGAAAAGAGCAUCAUAAUUUCAAGAAUCUGCAAGAACUGAAAGCAUUGGAGAAAAGUCUCAAAAGAGAAACUUCUCGAAUUAAAAAACCUCCUCAAGUAAAAUUUCAGCCGUAUAUAUUUACAAGUUUGGAGCCCUACUAUGACACUAGUCUUGUGCGAUACAUGAUGGAAAACCCUCAUGGGCCUUAUCCUGGUUAUCGAAGUCGCCAGACAGCUUUGGGCUUGUGUGAUCCAGCUGAAGACCUCAAGCUGGACACAUACAUUCUUCCAAAGGUUUCAGUUAAAACACUCAAGAAAAUACAAGAUAGAUACAAAAAAGGAAAAAAGUCCAGUGAAAGACAACCUCUACCAAAAUCUUCCAGUACAAGAUCAUCAACAUUUCCUAUGGUCAAUCUUCAGAGUCAGAAUUUGACAAAACGUCAACUGACUUUUAGUGAUGUCCCAAUGUUGAGGUGA
Messenger RNA from Acanthosepion pharaonis, 5658 nucleotides. The record is from the annotation of a GenBank genome assembly. NCBI's taxonomy places the organism in Eukaryota, Metazoa, Mollusca, Cephalopoda, Sepiida, Sepiidae.